Messenger RNA from Peniophora sp. CBMAI 1063, 1302 nucleotides. The record is from the annotation of a GenBank genome assembly. NCBI's taxonomy places the organism in Eukaryota, Fungi, Basidiomycota, Agaricomycetes, Russulales, Peniophoraceae.
AUGGUCUCUAAACCCAUCAUCGUGGUCACGGGCGCGAACAACGGAAUCGGCUUUGGGGUCUGCCGUCGACUGCUAUGCUCCCUAGCACAGUCUGCACCUGAAGAUGCUAGACCAAUAUUCCCGCGAACAGGCGAGGCCGACGCCGGUAUCUCGUUCCCGUGCGAGGGAGUGACGCUCGUCAUGGCCUGUCGCAGCCAACAGCGCGCCGAGGACGCCCGCACGGAGCUGCUCAGGCUAUUUGAAGAAGAUGUGCGGGAGAGCACAGACCCGAAUGUGGCCACGUUCAGGAAAAAUAUGGAGAUCGUCAUCCAUAAACUCGACCUCGCGAGCGUGAGUAGUACGCUCGACCUCUGCGACGAUCUCAGGCAAACAUAUCCUUACAUCUCACAUCUUAUAUGUAACGCUGGCGUGGCUCCCUUCGAGCGCAUACAUUGGCCGUCUCUGGUCAAGCAGAUCCUCACCGACAUCCUCGGCGCGCUCACCUACCCUCGUUACAACAUUCAACACCAUGGCCAGCUAAGCGACGAUGGUCUGGGUUGGGUGUGGCAGUGUAACGUCUUUGGGCACUAUAUCCUCGCAAGGACACUGGAACCUAUGCUGGCCGCGUCUGCGAGCGAAGGCGGCGGCCCGGGCAGGGUCCUCUGGAUGUCCAGUCUCGAAGCUUUCCCAGAGUUCUUCGACGCGGACGACUGGCAACUAGUCAAGACGCACCAACCGUAUCAGGGCUCAAAGUACCAAAACGACUUGGUCGGCGCCGAGUUGAACCGUCGCGCUCUUCUCGCGCACACACCAGUCCGCCACUUACUCGUGCACCCCGGCGUCGUACACACAAACAUCGACAUUCUGCUUAUAAGCGCUUUUUUGCACCAUGUGAAACACUUCGCAUUCUACGUCGCGCGUUGGAUGGGGAGUCCACAUCAUAAUAUCUCGCCAUGGAACGGUGCCAUCUCGGCAGUGCAUGCUACACUGGCCUCUUUGGCCUUCCUCCCCGCCUUCGUCCGUAUCUCGUCAACGUCAACCUCCUCUUUCACUUCGUCACCUUCACCUAUCCCGGACGCCGAGGCGAUGGAAUCCCUGCGUUGCCCGGAAGACAUAGCGCCGGCAAAACUACACUCGACAACACGGUUCUGGAAGAACAGUGUCGAGGCAGACGGUAUACGGGAAUGGAAGGAGCACAGCGAGGCGAGCAUUGUGCUCACGGACCGUUGCGAGACGCUGUAUCAGACAUUCCUCGCUGCGGAGGGGCGGAAUGGGAAGGUGUCGACACCCAAGGGUCACGAAAAUGGGAAUGGGCGUGCAUGA